This is a messenger RNA of Bombina bombina (fire-bellied toad), 2357 nucleotides long. It is a transcript of the gene SORBS3, whose product is annotated as sorbin and SH3 domain containing 3. Bases 301 to 2346 code for a protein of 681 amino acids. Lineage: Eukaryota; Metazoa; Chordata; Amphibia; Anura; Bombinatoridae. Gene Ontology annotation, molecular function: protein binding. The transcript has 16 exons. The record is from RefSeq and is a predicted model, not a curated record.
GCUAACGCUAUGCUUAUUGCAAGGCAAAGCGUAGGACAAUAUACGUGCUGUGUGUGUGUGUUGACAUUUACAGCUAACUGUAUAACUGUUGUAGGCAUUCCGUUUGAGCAGUAGGCUGUGUGUUCAUCAUGUAGUUCUGUGUUUACAGUGUGUGUUUUUCUUUAUGCAAGGAAUGUGGAGUUUUAUUAUUUAUUUUUUUUGGAUUCUUUGUUUUUCUAAGAGACAGGUGUGCAUACAUAUAAGGAGCUACAGAGCUCCUGAAAUCUGAUCUGUGUUGUAAGAUCAGGAGAUUAUGGACAGAUGGAACAGCAAAGGCUGAACUCGGAUCUUCCUCUUACAUUAGAUGACUUUAUUCCACGACACCUGCAAAGAAAAAUAAGCACAAGAUCAUCACAAACCCCUGAAGAGAAGAAGGCUAUUCCAGUGACGCACAGUAAUGGCGCGAACACACUCAACUUCCUGCCCUGUGAUUCUCCAAUAAACCAGUACUGGACAGAUCAACCAAGAGCUUCUGCUGAAAAUGAGAUGCAGUUUAGACCUGCAACAUCUGCACCGUCAGAGCAAGCAUGGGAUAGUGAGGGCCAGAAAAUUGAGAGACAUUGGAUCCGCUAUGAUGGAAUCGGACCUACGGAUAAAGACGGAAUGCCCUUUGCUUCCAGAUCUAGUGUGGACAAACCACGAGACUGGUAUAGGAAUAUGUUCCGAGUCCUGCAUAGACGGUCAGAUUCAGAAGAUAGUGACAAGGACAGUGAUGAUGGUCACCGAUCGAAUAACGCAAAUAGAAGCAUUCCUAUAUCAAGUAAGUCUGGUUUCAAUGAGGAUGUGAAGUGGAAUCAUAAUGAGUCAGGAAACCUCACAGACACUGGAGUUCCAGUCUCAUGGAAGACCAGACAAACACUUAGUCCGGCCCCCAGAGAGCAUCCUUUAUCACCAAGCUCAUCUUUCAACAAUUCACACACAUAUCUCAGUCCCCCAUCUAGACAUACUUCGCUGAACUACUCCUCCAGAGAUGCACAGAAAAUCCCAAACCCAUCAUCUGAGGGGAAAUACUAUACUCUUGGCUCUUCUAAUAACCCAUACCAUUCAUUAAACAUGACUCCAAUGGAAACUCCAUCUUUAAAAAGGACUACAACAAGCAAACCACAGCAGAUAGUCCAUGCUCCUGACUUCCCAUAUGCAACAUUGCCCAAGUGUUCUAAAGAGUCACUAAGGUCACAUGAAGAUACAACCAUCUCCAUGAAGGUACAACCACCACAAAUGACAUCACGCAGGGAACUACAUCCUUCUUUGAGCCCCACACAUGAAAAAAUUAAGUUUUCAUUAAACACAGAAGAGCCAAUAGGUUGUCAAAGCUCUGCAUCUGAUACCCUGGAAAAGCUGGAAACAGAGUUGCGUCAGUUUACUGAGGAGCUGGAGAGAGACUUGGUGGCUCACAGACAUGAUCUGGAUUAUAUACCAAAACAAAACAAGGAGUUUUUAUUGAACAGACCUUCUGCUAAACCAGCAGGGGGCAGCAGUGACACAAACCCUAACAGAACCCUGCAGCUGACAGAUCAUGCAAAGAAGACACAGAUAACAGCUCUGGUUAAGUUUGACUUUGAGGCUCAGUCAGCAAAGGAGCUGUCUCUUAAGCGUGGAAGUUCAGUCCGGGUCCUGAAGAAAGUGGAUAAGAACUGGCUAUUGGGAGAGCAGAACGGCCAAAAGGGGGUGUUCCCUGAGAGCUACGUGACAAUUCUGUCUCCUGGUCAGCCAGUAAAGUCACACACACCUCAACUGUCAGCGGUUGCUCUCUAUGAUUUCAAAGCAGACAGUGAUGCAGAAUUAUCUCUCAGAAAAGGCCAGCACAUAUUAAUCACUCGAAGGGUUAAUGACAGCUGGUUUGAAGGUCGAGUUAAAGGUUCUGGACGUUUGGGUCUCUUGCCUGCAAGUUAUGUGCAAGUCAAAGGGGAAACCUCAUUUACACCAGAAAAAGACCCCAAAGUCAGUAGAGGAUUAAACACCAACUCUCCAGGGCAGUCUUCUCCUGGGGUUACACUCAAAGAAACAGCUUCAAGCAUAAAGCCAUCUGCACCCUCCAGAAUCCAGAAGCUGCCUGGGACCUUGUAUCGGGCGCUGUUUAAUUUCCUUCCUAAUAAUCCAGAUGAGUUGCACCUAAUGGCAGGGGACUUAGUGACAGUGACGCAGCAUUGUGAAGAUGGCUGGUACAUUGGUGUCUGCUGGAGGACAGAACGUUUUGGAACCUUUCCAGGGAACUAUGUGGCCCCUCAUGUUACCUUGGAUACUCCCAUGACAUCUCUUAAGGAUCUUUCCAUGUCAUACAAUACAUUACAUUUUAAUAAAUCCUAAACUUAUUCAAA